CAUGUCCUGCAAGGUGUUUCCUGUGAUGUGUUCUGUCUAAUGGCAAAUACUUACUGGGAGAAGUUUUCAUCAUCCAAUAAACCUGUAUAGGCAACUGUUUGUGGAUAAGCAGUGUGAUUUUACAUCAUCAGCAAAACUAGUGAAAGAAAUGGAUUAGAAGUAUUUAAAACAAUAAAUAGUCUAGCUGUGAUAGACAAAAUGUCAAUACAAUAAGUGACCUACCCACCAGAAUUUGCCAUGAACCAUUUGGUUGGACUGCCUGUGGGGGAGGUAAGUGAAGAGCCAGCAAAUGGAGCAGUAAACGAAUCAGUGGAGGCUGACCUGGACCACUCAGAGGUGGAAGAGGAACAGCGGUAUGCAACUCGCUACCCAAGACAUACAAACAGCAGCCAAGGAGGCCUGUCUGGGCAGGAGGAAGAAGGGAUGUUAGCUCGGUCAGCCAGCACUGAGAGUGGUUUCCACAAUCACACGGAUACUGCAGAAGGGGAUGUGAUAGCCACAGUGGAGGACAGUUACGACACAGAAAGAGUUCAGGAAAAUGAGGAUGAGAGCGCAUAUGCUGUGCAGUACAGGCCUGAGUCUGAAGAGUACACAGAGAAUGCUGAGGCUGAGCAUGGUGAGGCCAUUCAUAAUCAGACAUUGCCUAAUCACUUACAUUUCCAUUCCAUUGAACACGAGGAAGCCAUGAAUGCAGCCUACUCGGGUUAUGUCUACACACAUCGGCUCUUCCACCGAGGAGAAGAUGAACAGUAUGCUGAGCCUUAUGCUGACUAUGGACUGCAGGAGCAUGUAUAUGAGGAGAUAGGAGAUACACCAGACCUCGAUGCUAGAGAGGGUAUCCAACAGUAUGAGCGGGAAAGGGAAGAAGCCGAUAAUUACCGUAAGGAGGCACUUGGUGCCCGCCUUCACCAUUAUGAUGAACGGUCUGAUGGAGAGUCUGACAGCCCUGAGAAGGAAGCAGAGUUUGCACCCUACCCAAGAAUGGAUAGUUAUGAACAAGAGGAGGAUAUUGAUCAGAUUGUAGCAGAAGUGAAGCAGAGCAUGAGCUCCCAGAGUUUAGACAAGGCAGCUGAAGACAUGCCAGAGGCAGAGCAGAGUUUGAAGCAUGGUCAUGCUCUUGCUGGUGAUGGGCAUGAAAGUAAUGGCCAUCUCCCAGCUGGUUCUCGAGUUACAUCCAGCUCAGGAGAAUCUGUACAGAGGUACAGUAAGGAAAAGAGAGAUGCAAUUUCAUUGGCCAUCAAGGAUAUUAAAGAGGCUAUUGAGGAAGUGAAGACGAGGACCAUUCGUUCUCCUUAUACCCCUGAUGAACCUAAGGAACCUAUCUGGGUGAUGAGGCAGGACAUCAGUCCAACCAAGGACUCUGACGACCAGAGGCCACUAGAUGGCGAUUCUCCAUCUCCAGAUUCCUCUUCACCUCGGGGUGCUGAAUCAAGUAGGCAACAUCAUCAGGAGGCCUCCACUAAUAAAGAGUCCAGAAAAAGUUUGGCUUCAUUUCCAACCUAUGUUGAAGUUCCUGGACCUUGUGAUCCUGAAGACUUAAUUGAUGGAAUCAUUUUUGCUGCCAAUUACCUUGGCUCAACUCAACUGCUUUCUGAUAAAACUCCCUCCAAGAAUGUGAGAAUGAUGCAGGCUCAGGAAGCUGUCAGCAGGAUCAAGAUGGCCCAGAAAUUAGCCAAAAGCAGGAAGAAGGCUCCAGAAGGUGAAUCUCAACCCAUGACUGAAGUGGACCUCUUCAUUUCUACACAGCGAAUAAAAGUACUGAAUGCAGACACACAGGAAACCAUGAUGGAUCAUCCCCUGCGGACCAUUUCUUACAUUGCAGAUAUAGGAAAUAUAGUUGUUUUGAUGGCUCGUAGGCGAAUGCCGCGGUCUAACUCCCAGGAUAAUGUGGAAGCAUCUCACCCUUCCCAAGAUGGAAAGAGGCAGUACAAAAUGAUUUGCCACGUCUUUGAGUCUGAGGACGCACAGCUGAUUGCACAGUCCAUAGGUCAAGCAUUCAGUGUGGCCUACCAGGAAUUUCUGAGGGCAAACGGAAUCAACCCAGAAGACCUGAGCCAGAAGGAAUAUAGUGACUUGCUCAAUACCCAGGACAUGUACAAUGAUGACCUGAUCCACUUCUCCAAAUCUGAAAAUUGCAAAGAUGUUUACAUUGAAAAGCAAAAAGGAGAAAUCCUAGGUGUGGUAAUUGUGGAGUCUGGCUGGGGAUCCAUUUUGCCUACGGUUAUCAUAGCCAACAUGAUGCAUGGAGGACCAGCAGAGAAGUCUGGGAAGCUGAACAUAGGGGACCAGAUCAUGUCAAUCAAUGGGACCAGUUUGGUUGGUUUACCACUGUCAACAUGUCAGAGCAUUAUAAAGGGUUUGAAAAACCAGGCCCGGGUUAAACUGAACAUAGUUAGGUGUCCUCCAGUAACCACAGUCUUGAUCAGAAGACCAGACCUCAGAUACCAGUUGGGCUUCAGUGUGCAGAAUGGGAUUAUCUGUAGCCUUAUGAGAGGAGGUAUAGCAGAGCGAGGAGGUGUGCGUGUUGGCCAUCGGAUCAUUGAAAUCAAUGGACAGAGUGUUGUAGCAACACCCCAUGAGAAAAUUGUUCAUAUUCUCUCAAAUGCUGUUGGUGAGAUUCAUAUGAAGACUAUGCCAGCUGCCAUGUACAGACUGUUGACUGCGCAGGAGCAACCAGUUUACAUCUAAAGCCUACACCUCACCAUCACAAUGUGCAUGGAGGAUGUUUUUCCUCAUUAGUGCUUGUCUCUCUAGUGCUGCAUUUCUGUGUCUGCAGAGACAUUUCUCAAUCUCUCUCUCUCUCCUUCACAGACACAAAUACACUGUCUCUCUCUCCUCCCUCCCUUUUUCCUCUUCUUGAUACCAUUCACCUGUAUUUUGGGAAGGGGCAUAAUGCAUCUAUGGGACUAUUUUGGUUGCAUCUUUUUAUAAGUGAAACUUUAGUUCCACAUGCAAAACAGGAAAAUAACAGCAGCAUUGCUUACAGCAGGAUUCACAAAGAAGAUUGAUCCUGCUUCAUGCUACAUAAUUAGUCUUAUUUUUGUGGCUAUAAUUUUACAAACUGAGUAAAUUAAACAUUGCUUAAUGAAAUGUCUUUACCAAACAGAUAAAACUGUAGGGUGAAAAGUGUUCUCUUGGAUGUUUUGUGUGCGAUUUUGCUUUUCUUGCCCUAUUUUCCCCCAGGCACUGAGUUCAAUAUUAAAAGUUUAUGCCUGUACAAAAAGUACCAAAAAGAUAGUUUCACCCUCAGAAAGAAUUACCUGAUUAUGAGGACUCAAUAGAUGCUGCUGUUGUAAAAUGGACUGUCCAAAUACACACCUUUAAAUUCCUCUCUGUUUUCAGUUCUUCAUGAUAGUAGGACUCCAAAGGGUACUUUGAGAGUUGUUGAAACAUGUUACACUUGUGUUUACUUAUGCUGAGUCAUUUGAGAGGCAUUUUUUACAGCUGCCUCCUCCUCUCUGCCCCCAGGUUUCUAAUUUGUUUUCUUCUACUUUGUUUUUAUAUGCAACACGUCAUAUAGUCCCUUGCCUAUUUUAGAGGUUAAAGGAGGGGGGGGAGGAUAUUUAAAUAUCUACAAGAGAAAUAAUGAGGGGAUUUCAUGAAGAGCUACACUUUUUCUAGGCUCUUCAUUCAGAAUUUGGUGCACACAACCAUGUGUGCCAGUGUAUAUAGACCUUUUUAAACUUGUGCUUGCUAUUUAUGAAGUUUGAAUAUAAGAGAUCUGCAGACUAUUCUAAGUAAUUUUGCUCUCUGAGCCAGUUUUAACAUAUAUUUUUGUCCAAAGACCUAUCUAAUUUUAUUGACUUUUCUUUAGUUCACUAAAUAGAGAACAGUGGCAGUGGAUGAAGUGGGGAUAAACUUACUUAUUUUGUUAUAUAAUUCAACUUCUGAUUUUUUUUUUUUCCGUAUGUAUAGCACUUAAAGGAGAUGUGUAUACUAUAUGCACUUGUAUGAAGAUGAUAAAUUGUAGGGAUGUAUUAACUCUAGGAUUAGGAUUUAAUUGGCCUGUAACUUGCAUGCUAGAGGCAAAAGGGGGAAAAGGGGUUUGGUUGUUUUUCAAGGGUAGGAGGGAAUAAGCAAUGGCUUGUCUUCCUAGUGAGAGAAGAAUUCUUCUUUCUCCAUAGUUACUUUUUAGCCAGACUAUAUACUGGUAUUUAUGCUGAAAUCAAACCAUGCAUUUAGUCCAGGCUAAUGUGUUGAUUUCUUUUGAAGAAACAGUUUGCUAUAUUGUGACUAUAUUGGAAGGGCUUAGUGAGAUGAAAAUAAGAGCAGGCCACACAUAGCCACAGACCACUUUUGCUUUGCAAAUGUGAACUUGGAUAAUGGUCACUUUUUUCUUAGUUAUUGUGGGGUGGACUGUGCAAUCUAAGUAUUAUUUGCAGUCCAGCAGCAAUGCCUGGACAUUACUAUGGAGAUUCAUAGAAGUGGAUGAGUGUGCUUUUACGUGCAUCUGCACACUUGGUGCAAACACUGCUAAGAGUCAUUGGGCGCUCUUGCCAAAGGUCCAUUUUUGGCUCCCAGAAAUCAUGGAUAUCCAGGGGCUGAUCAGAGGUAGAGAAUAAACUUUAUAUUUCAGUGGGCAGUAAUCUUUAAAAAAAAUAAUGAAGUGGUGCAUAAGCUAUUGUAGCAAGUGAAUAUGUUCUAGUGUUGAGAUUAAUGUACGAUGACUUGAUUUUACUUGCAGUUCUUGUUAUAUGAUUUAAGCCAAAUCUCCAGAACAGCAGAUUGCACAAGAGAGCGGUGUUAGUAUUCCAGGUUAGUACUUACCUCUGCUACCUGACUGAUGCAACUAGAUAGUGAAUGACUUCUGAAUAUAUUGUUUAACUGUAGACAUCUGGUUUAUGACCAUUUGAACAUUUUUCCCAAACUUUCCACAUAUAUAGUAAUAUAUGUAAAUAUGGUAUAUAACCAUGUACAAUUUAGAAGAUUAUAUAGAGUGCAGCCUUGCCAUGAGCUGCCUGAGGAAACUUAGUGAACUCUUUGAAGACACAGUUAUCAUGCUUCUGGUUCCUGCAAUGUUUACACCCUCUGCUUCACUUGUUUGUGUGGUUCUGUCCAGCUCAUGUGGUGAGGUCUUUAACUCGCUUCACUGGGAAAUUAGGAAGAUCUGAAUAUGCAAACAUAUUUAGAGAUUAAGCAACUGUUUCUUUGAAAAUUUACUGCCAAGAUUCUGUGAAGUUGCUGACACUUGAGUGCUUCCACAGUCCAUGAUAAAUCGGUGCUUAACAUUAAGCAGGUGAAAGCUUGCAGGAUCAGAGUCUAGCAAAAAAAAAAAAUCUCAGUUUUUCCAGUUACAGUGUGUGCAUAAGAUUUCUAAACUGGGAGGUCCUUAGUGCAUACACACUUCUGAUAACAGUCUUGUGAACAAUCCCAUUUUACUUUGUAAAGGGAAAGAGUUUCAAGGAAAAGGAGCUUGGAAGAGAAAGCUGAUGGUUCUCUAGACUGUUGCAGGAGUUUCUUAGAUUACAUGUGAAUUUUUGACAGAUUCAAUGGAGCAAACUGCUGGUUUACAUUCCUUCUUAAGGGACAGACCUGAAUUCUUUUUCAACCUUGACACUUCAUACACUCUAAUUAACUCUUCAGUGUUUACAUUAAGGAUGAAACAUCCCUUAUAUUUUUUGUCGGUGAGUUUCACACAUUUGUUUUGGGUCUUGUUUGAAUUUGAGACUCAGUUAGGACUUCCAGGUUUGCUUGCUUUGCUUGUUUUCUAGAUGAAUUGUAUUUCUGAAGACUGCAGUGUGGUUGAGAUCUCUUGCACAUAUUUAGCGCAGUACCUAGGCAAUGAAGUACUAUUGUUCUGUAAAAGAGGGUGAAUAGAAAUUAUUGUAAAGCAUUGGGAGAAGCAUAGUAUUGUAUUUGUAACAAUAUUGUUCUUUGUAAACAUUUAAUGAUCUCUAUAUAUAAAUAUAAAUAUAUAUAUAAAUCUAUGUGAGCCUGGAAUGUUGAUACUGCACAUCUACUGAAUGUAAUUCCUCUGAUGUUCUUUGCCACAGGUCUUUGACCUCUGUAAUGAAGCUGCAGUGGUUUAAUUUGAGAGAGGGGAGGGUAUGGGGGAGAGGAAUGAGCUUUUUGUUUUCGGUGGGCAGGGUGGGGAGUUUCUGGCCAGCUAUUUUGUUGUGAUGUAUUUACUGUGCUACAUUCCUUUAUUUAACUGAGCGCUAAUGUCUGUAAGAUCUGCAACAAUAAAAUACAAAAAAAUACCUCAGACAA
Messenger RNA from Pezoporus occidentalis (night parrot), 6210 nucleotides. RefSeq names its product amyloid beta precursor protein binding family A member 1 (gene APBA1). Gene Ontology annotation, biological process: chemical synaptic transmission. NCBI's taxonomy places the organism in Eukaryota, Metazoa, Chordata, Aves, Psittaciformes, Psittacidae. The transcript is spliced from 13 exons. The coding region runs from base 238 to 2688 and encodes 816 amino acids. The record is from RefSeq and is a predicted model, not a curated record. Gene Ontology annotation, molecular function: amyloid-beta binding; protein binding. Gene Ontology annotation, cellular component: cytoplasm; dendritic spine; plasma membrane.